Messenger RNA from Arabis nemorensis, 513 nucleotides. Lineage: Eukaryota; Viridiplantae; Streptophyta; Magnoliopsida; Brassicales; Brassicaceae. The record is from the annotation of a GenBank genome assembly.
AUGGAGCCAAUCGACCCAGACUUGUCGGGUUUGUCUCCGCGUCCAAUUUCGACCUCCCCUGCAACUUCCUCUGCGCCGGAAUCCAUGCUCGCACCACCCGCUGCUCCACUUAUCCAGGCUUCAACAACUUUUGUGGCUGUGUUCUCUCAAGGAAUAGAGGUAGCCGAUGUCUCCGUCAUUCGCCCUGCAUCGUCUUCCCCUUCCGUACCACCAUCAACAGCUCCUGUUCCUGUCUCGGUACCAGCGGCUUCUGUGGCUUAUGGUAAGGGACUCGCAAAUAAGGAUAAGGUUGAUACUAUUCAUGGUCCCAUCCAAGUUCCUUCUCUUCAAGGUGCGUGGGCUAAGAAGUUGAACUCUACCGUAUCAACUUCUCGACAACCAUCUCGCAUUUCUGGAAUUACUCCAGAGUGGCCUUCAUUAUCUGUCUCACGACCUCAUAAUCACCAGAUUUCUGGAGAACUCACCAAUCCUCAAAAAAUUCACUUUCUUCUUGGGUGGUGUAAAAAAGAAUGA